Molecule: messenger RNA, 993 nt
Organism: Opisthocomus hoazin
Lineage: Eukaryota; Metazoa; Chordata; Aves; Opisthocomiformes; Opisthocomidae
Gene: C2H6orf163
Product: chromosome 2 C6orf163 homolog
Source: RefSeq, a predicted model, not a curated record
AUGAUUAGAAGUCCAGAUUUAGACUCCUUUGUUUAUUGUGCUGUGUGUUCAAAAAUAAUACCACCACCACCUUCCAACGCUACUUUUGAUCAGAUUCGGGAGUACAAGCCUUUCAGAACACGGUAUUACACGCAUCGCGAUAUACUGGAGAUCGGAGCAGACAUUCAACAAGAACAACAUAAAAAGAAGGAGGCAGAGACACAAGAGCACAUUGAAAAAAUGAAAGCUGAACUUUGGUCUCAGGCUGAAAUGCUCAGGGAAGAUGCAGUGGAUAAAGCUCUCAAAGAGGCAGAUGCUAACCAUCGUGCAUUUGUAGAAGACCUUAAACAAAAACUUCAAACAGAAUUAAAGGAAGAGGUGAGGAAGGCGAAGGCAGAGAUGCAGCGGUACAUGGAGGAUGAGCGGAAGAGAGAGGCUGAAGCUGCAGAGCAGCACAUGGCCCACAGACUUCAGCAUGUCCUCAUGGAGUGUGCCCAGGAGAAGACGCAAGCGGUGUCCGAAGCCAGGAAACAGGAGAGGGAGGCAGCCCUGGAGGAAGCAGCCAGGCAGCACAGCAAGCACUUAGAGCAACUCAAAGAAGAAAGUAUAUUAGCUGAGGAACUGUACCGUAAGAAUAUAGAGCAAUUAAACAAAGAAAAAUGUCAUGAGAUUAAUAUUGCCAUGACUAUCGCACAAGAAGAGAAUCAGACUCAGAUUGAAAAACAGCUCAGAGAAGCAGAGACACUAUACCAUGAUGAGCUGGAAAAAGUAAUGGUUAUGCUGAAAGCAGCAGAAGAACAGGUAAAGACUCUCACGCAAAAACUGGAAAAGAUGACAGAUUGGAAGGACCACCUGGAAACUGAAAUACAAGCAACAAGAAAAGCUUUUCAAAAGUAUAUUGAUGCCACAUUUCCUGACCUGUCCCCUGGACAAGCAGAUUUUAUUCUGCCAUUCAGAAAAGCAUUUGAGCAGGACACCCCAGAAGAAGCAGAGGACGGUGACAAGGAAUAUUAG